Molecule: messenger RNA, 4776 nt
Organism: Amyelois transitella
Lineage: Eukaryota; Metazoa; Arthropoda; Insecta; Lepidoptera; Pyralidae
Exons: 15
Coding region: 1-4776 (1591 amino acids)
Biological process (GO): ionotropic glutamate receptor signaling pathway; synaptic transmission, glutamatergic; modulation of chemical synaptic transmission
Cellular component (GO): postsynaptic membrane; plasma membrane
Molecular function (GO): NMDA glutamate receptor activity; transmitter-gated monoatomic ion channel activity involved in regulation of postsynaptic membrane potential
Source: RefSeq, a predicted model, not a curated record
AUGAAACGUCGCAAGAAACCGAACACUCUGUCCCACUCGCUCCAGUUACUACAUAUACUCCGCACUCUUGCAUCUUUUGCUCACUCCAAUGCGUCUGGCAGGAUAAUAGAACCUUCAAAACUGUCUGGCUACUUCAGAAACUUUGGUCGGGGCGCUGAGUGUGGAUGGUGUUGGUCGGGCGCCGGCGAUGGCGGCGCGGUGCGGGGGGAGGGCGGGGCGCGGGCGACGGUGAGGUCGGGGUGGGGGGGCGUGAUGCGUGGGCGCGUGUGGUUGCUAUGCGUGGUGUGGUUCGCAUGCGCGGCGUGGCCCGCCGUGGCGGCUACAGCUGCGGGCCAGGAGCUACGUGUGCUUCAGGCGGACGCGCAAGCAGUCUUCUACGUGGGCAUCGCCGCGCCGCCAUCGGCCACCGCCGUCGUGACAGCCUUCAACCAGUCGCUGGCGGAGAUCUCGCAUACGUACCUCGCUGGCGACAACCCACUCUAUCUACGCAACAUCACGCUUCAGCCUCUGUACAUAGAGCUGCCAGAAGAUGAAAGAUUUAGCGUGCGGUUGCUGGAGCAGACCUGCUCAGCCAUCGGUGGUCGGCGGGUCGCGGCGCUCUUCGUGUACGGCGGCGGCCCAGCAUCGGCCGCCGUCGUCACCGCCGCCAGCCGAGCCGGCGUCCCGGUGUUAAGGGCCUCGCCUUCGCAUCUGCAUCUCUCUUAUACUAUCGCCAACGAUAUGCUUCCUUUGGAAAUACGGCUAGAAAUAACAGCAAGAGAAACCCUCCAUGCGCUCAGGGCCACCCUCCUACACACACAUUGGCACUCUUUUACUUUGCUUGCCGUUGAAGAUAUCUAUUCAACAUUAUCCCUGAGGAAGGACCUGUCUUCAAUUCUAACCACUCAACCGCUUAAUCCUAAAUGGCUUUCGCUGCCAAUGAAGUACUCCCGUCAUGCUCUUUUCAGGCGUCUUGCUGAAGUCUCCAGAUUAACUCGUGGUGUCGUGGUCUUGAUAUGUGACAUCGACUACGCCAAGCUUGUCAUGGAUGAAGCCAAGCGACUGAACAUGCUUGAUGGCCAUUUCUUUUGGCUUUGGGUUGAUGCUUCUAGGGAGUUUGAUGUCUUCCAUAACAUCGGCAAUAGAACACAAUACGCAAAUGACAAUGGUUUUGAAAGUUUUUGGGAUAAAGUUGGUACAUCAGACCACAAACGCUUUGAUCGCCAUAGAAGAGACGAUGCAGACAAUAAUUCUACAAACGGGUUCAAGAAUUCAUCAAAGAAAUAUGAAAAGCUACUUAGAAAAAUUAAUGAAAAUGAGAUAAAGAUAAAGUCUAGUUCAAUAAAUACGAGUUUUCAUCGUAUUAGUAGUAAUAAGAGUAUGUCGGAAGCGCACAGUGUUAACAAAAAAUUAUUAAAUGUAAAUUUUAGAAAAUCGUUCGACAGUAGUCGCAAUAUUAGUUCAGAAAAUAUUAGAAAUUAUAAUGUAAAUAUCAAAGGCGUUGAAACUUCUAAAAUCGAAAGGAAUUCAAUUGAGAAAAGAAAAAUGUCCUUUUACAAUAGAGAUAUUACUAGUAAUAAUAGCUUUAGUAAAAUGAAAAACGAAUCUUUUAAUAAAUAUGUAAAUAGCAUAAACGUAGAUAGAGUGAAUAGUGCCGAAGAAUCUUUAGGUGAAGAAUAUAUACACAAUAAUGAGAUAAAUAAAAAACUAAAAAAUAAAUUAUUAAUCUCAAGUGAUAUUAGUGAUUUCUUAAUGAAUCCCACGGUGCAAACGUCAGUUACGCAUAAUUUAAGAUAUAAAAUCGAAAAAAGAGGAGACCGAAACGUAAGGAAUCAAAUAAAUAUAGCUAAUGAGGAUAAUAAAACUAAAGAUAAUUUCACGGAAAUUUUCAAUAGUUUUCCUGUGGGAUUAUUAGCCCUUCAUCCGCAACCAAUGAAGAUUGAUCGGGCAUUUGUCCAGACAGCUGUGAGAAUGACUGUUGGAGCGUUGCGUCGAGUGUUGCGCGCUUGUGAUGCGUGGUCUGCACAAGCGCAGUUCUUUAGCGAUGCUGUGGCAUCGUGCUGGGAUGAACCAAGUGAUGCUGCAACAGAUUUCUCAACAGAAUUUGUAAGGGAGACACGAUUAGCUGCGACGGCAGCUUUAGCAGGGAAUACUGAUAAAUCUGAGCGAGCACUCACAGCCUCUUUUGGUCUCCUCAACUUAGUAUCAAAUGAAGAUGGGGGAAAUAUUUGGAGACAAGUGGGACGUGUUCAGGGUCGUGAUGUUAGACUUCACACAAUAGUAUGGCCUGGGGGCCGCUUGGUUGCACAUGGUCAAUCAGAUGGUGCCCGCACAAUUUUUCGAAUCGUAACUGCUUUAGCACCCCCUUUUGUCAUGGAAGGAGAACUAGAUGAAGACGGCCAAUGUCUAAGAGGUCUCCCAUGUCAUCGACCACAAACUUCUGACCGUGACAAUCUCACACUUGCAUUCAAUGAACUCGAAAGGGAUUCGGAUCAAGAAGAAGCAGAUUUCUUUUUUCCAACACCUAAGCCCAUGUAUUCACGUAUGGCUACUCACUGCUGUUAUGGAUUAGCUAUGGAUUUACUAGAAAAUAUUGCACAGGAAUUGGAAUUUGAUUUUCAUUUGUAUAUCGUAGAAGACGGUUUAUAUGGAUCGAGAAAACUAGUAAAACCGUUCCAUAAAUUAAGUGAAUAUAGAAGUACUGUUAGUGAUUACCUUAAUCAACAAAGUUAUCGUGCCCAAUACCGUAGUGGGUAUACUGGUUUAGAUAAUGACUAUACAUACGAUGAUGACUUUGAUGAUGAGCCUGAAAAAUGGACUGGAAUUAUUGGAGACUUAGUUUCUGGAGCUGCACAUAUGUCAUUUGCAGCAUUGAGUGUGUCAUCUGCCAGAGCCGAAGUAAUCGAUUAUAGCCAACCAUACUUUUUUAGCGGAGUUUCAAUAUUAGCAGCACCAAAUCAGAGACCGGAUAUACCAUUAUUAGCUUUUUUAUUACCAUUUUCACCUGAGUUGUGGAUAGCAAUAUUUACGUCACUUAAUGUGACUGCUAUCGCCGUAGCUAUUUAUGAGUGGCUGUCUCCUUUUGGGUUGAAUCCUUGGGGACGUCAAAGAUCAAAGAAUUUUAGUAUUUCAAGUGCCCUUUGGGUGAUGUGGGGACUCCUUUGUGGACAUUUAGUUGCUUUUAAAGCUCCAAAGAGCUGGCCUAACAAAUUCCUCAUUAAUGUUUGGGGUGGAUUUUCUGUGAUAUUCGUCGCCAGCUACACUGCCAAUAUAGCCGCCUUAAUAGCUGGAUUGUUUUUUCAUAAUGCUGUUGAUGAUUUUCAAGGACGAAGUAAUUGGCUAUCGUUGCGGGUGGGGACAGCUAAGUCAUCGGUAUCUGAAUAUUAUGUCCAAAGAAAUAACCCACAGCUGGCACAACAAAUGCGCCGUUACGCUCUCCAAGAUAUUGAAGAAGGCAUCCAAAGGCUAAGGAAUGGUACUCUGGACCUUUUAAUAGCGGACACACCAGUUUUGGACUAUUACCGGGCCACUGACCAUGGAUGUAAACUGCAACGAGUAGGUGACCAUGCUCUUGCCGAAGAUACAUAUGCUAUUGGAAUGUCCAAAGGUUUCCCACUAAAGGACAGUAUAUCAGCAGUUAUAGCAAAGUAUUCAUCAAACGGAUAUAUGGAUAUUCUUACUGAAAAGUGGUAUGGAGGUUUACCUUGUUUCAAAUUAAGCCCGGACUAUGGAAUUCAACCAAAACCGUUAGGCGUGGCAGCGGUGGCAGGCGUAUUCAUUUUACUUGGAGUGGGAAUGAUCGUCGGCUGCCUCAUAUUGAUCCUUGAACACCUGUUUUAUAAAUAUACUCUGCCUGUGCUGCGUCACCAACCCAAAGGAACAAUAUGGAGAAGUAGAAAUAUCAUGUUUUUCAGUCAGAAACUGUAUAGGUUCAUCAAUUGCGUGGAAUUGGUAUCUCCUCAUCAUGCUGCAAGAGAAUUGGUCAACACUAUAAGACAAGGACAUUUCACAUCAUUGUUUCAAAAAAGCGUGAAAAGGAAGGAACAUGAACAGCGUAGACGCCGUAAAAGUAAAGCACAAUUGUAUGAGAUGAUACAGGCUAUUAGAAGAGUGCAACAGCGUGACCAUUCCCUGGGUUCAAUAAAAGAGCAGGAAACCGUCGAGACCACCGAAGUUUCGGAAGAUCUGACGGAAUCCAAAUUUUUGUCUCCUUCUCCGGAAGUACCUGCGCGAUCACCACGCCCUCAAGGUCGCUCACCCCGAUUGCUCCGUUCACCACGAGGUAGACGAAAAAGAUGUAGUCUAGCAGGUCUCAACGUCAGAAGAUUUAGUACAGAUUCUGUUCUUGAUUCCGAAUCAGUUUCCGUAUCAAAUAUAUACGAAAGAACCAGUCUAAACAUUGGAAGGAGACUAAGUCGCGAUGUAAGUUGCCUCACCAACUCUCCGCCAGAUAUCAACACCCGUCUAAGAACUCCCUCUCCAAUGGUAAGAAGAGCCGAAGGAUCAUCCACCAGAUCAUAUCAGGAUGUUUCAGAUAGAUCUGAUAAUUACUUAAAUACGGGCCUACCGGCUUCGCGUGCUAGUGUUGAAAUUCUAGUAUCUGAAGAAAAUGAGGUUCCUCCAGCUCCUCCCUAUCCAAGAAUGCCACCAAUGGGGGCGCGAUCUGAAUUAUCGUUGCUUUCAGAAGAAGAACUAAUUCGUUUAUGGCGCAGUUCGGAACGAGAAGUAAGAGAGGCUCUUCUAGCAGCCCUACAGGAAAGACGAGCCAACUUAGAUCCAAAACAGGACCCUGGAUGA